UUACUUAAUUUUAAUUUAACUUAGCUUAAACUUUUCAACUAAAAUUUUCAUGCCAUUGACAAACAACAUAUUUGAAUUGAUACUUUGUUAGGAAGCAUUAAUAAUGAUACCAAUUCUUCAUUGAUGAUAAAGUCUCCCGUGCGACUCGAUCUUUCUAGAUGAAAACUUGUGUUACGUGUACUUGUAACAUAAAUUAUAGAGAAAUACGGCGAGCAAAAAAUACGUAGGAGCUACAGAACAGUCAUUAACUAACGCAGCAUCCACUUUACUAUGUAAAGAGGCGUGUCUUGUAAUGUUGCAUAAAAGAGGCCUACGUUCGCAUAUCAUUACUGUUAAACGUAUCUAAAAGUUAACUGAAGACUGGCGGGAGAUCGUUUACUUCGCUGCUGCAUGGCAGCUGAUUUUCACUGACAGUCGCUCGACAACUCGACACGGAGACCGACACGCUGCUUCAAUCGCCUCGCAUACACGCGCUCGGGAUGUGCACAGUAAUGUGGUAUCGUGCAAAGUCUCAUUUGUGAAAGAAAAAUACCUUAGAUUAUUAUUUCGCAGAGUUUCGUGCCUGACGGAUGCGGACUUUUCAUAAAUGCUGGUAUUCGGGAGCGGUUUAUAAAGUUCAGAGAAUGAUGGAAAUUAAUGAACAUUUUAUCAGACACGUUUUACACAUGUGGACUUACGAUUGACGAAUAAUAUCAAAGACACACACGUAACUGUUGUAGCACGAAUAGCAGCUAAUUAUGAUGAAAAGGUGCUGUUCGUGCUCAUGUCUCUCCGGAUUUAGGUCUGUGUUCAGGCCUCAGCAUAGUCCUUUCGAGAGACCUCGACCGCCUUCCACUUCCCCUGGGGAGGAUUUCGGCGUUCCAGUAUUGACGAUCCACAAUGUAGAUCCUUGCAUCGAAGAGAACGGCGAGAAUCAUCGGACAUCCAGAUACGAGCUGAUGACCCGCCAGGAUGACGGAGCAAGACUCGUCGUUAGACGUGGCCAGGAAUUUUAUCUGCACCUCAGUCUAUCUCGAGACUAUAAUUCUUCCAUCGACGGUAUUUCUGUCGUCUUCACUCUGGAUGACGUCCAGAGACCGCAGCAUGGACACGGGACACUGGUGGCAACCGCCCUGCUUCAUCCCGGGGAGAUUUCCGAGGCUGCCUGGCAGACCACCAUAGAUGCCAGGGGACCAAAUUUCUUGAGGAUAAAGGUUGUGACAUCCGCAAACGCGAUUAUAGGCAGGUGGAAAAUGGACAUCGAUACCAAGAACAAGGAAUCGGAGGGUGCUGUCAGUUUCACGAUGGAUCGUCCUUUUUACUUGAUCUGCAAUCCAUGGUGCAGAGACGACGUGGUGUACUUGGACGGCGAGGCUGAGCGUCAGGAAUACGUGCUGGCAGAGGACGGUUUGAUCUGGCGCGGCAGUCACAACCGUUUGCGGCCCACCGUGUGGAAAUAUGCGCAAUUUGAGCGAGACAUCCUGGACUGCGCCCUGCACCUGAUGAACCACAUCGGUAGAGUCCGCGUCUCCGGCAGGAACGACCCGGUCGUCAUAACGCGCUGCCUAUCCGCCGCGGUGAACUCGCCCGACGAUAACGGGGCGGUGAUGGGAAAUUGGUCGGACGAUUACGGGGGCGGCACACCCCCUACCAGGUGGAUGGGCUCGCAGAAGAUACUCCAGCAAUACUACAAGACGAAGAAACCGGUCAAGUACGGACAGUGCUGGGUAUUCUCCGGUGUGCUGGCGACGAUUUGCCGUACUCUUGGUAUACCCUGCCGAGUGGUGACCAACUACUCGAGCGCGCACGACACUCAGAGCAGCCUGACCGUAGAUUACUUCGUGGAUGCGGAAGGGAAGAUCAUGGAGGAGCUCAACAGCGAUUCCAUAUGGAAUUUCCACGUCUGGAACGAGGUGUGGAUGAAGCGGUUGGAUUUGUCGCCGGAUUGCUCGGGCUGGCAGGCAAUCGAUGCGACUCCUCAGGAACUGAGCGAAGGCGCGUAUCGCUGCGGGCCGGCAUCGGUGGCCGCCGUGAAGAAAGGGGAAGUCCUGCGUCCUUACGACAACGCGUUCCUCUUCGCCGAGGUGAACGCUGACAAAGUCUACUGGCGUUACAACGGGCCCACGCAGCCGUUGAAGUUAGUUCGCAAGGAUAUGUACGGCAUCGGCCAGCUGAUCAGCACGAAAGCGGUUGGGAGAUGGGCAAGAGAGGACAUCACGUACACCUACAAGUAUCCAGAAAAAUCUGAUGAAGAACGUGCUGCUAUGCUGAAGGCGCUGCGCCAGAGCGAGUCUUUAUUCAGUCGUUAUUAUCUCAACGAGGAGUUCAACGACGUCAUGUUCACCUUCGAACUGCGCGAUGAUAUCGUAAUCGGUCAGCCAUUCAGCGUCGUUCUACUGAUAAAAAAUCGGCAUUCAACGAUGGAAUACCGUGUGUCUGUAAUUCUGAGAGUGGAAACUGUGCUGUACACUGGCCGAGUUGGCGAUCCAGUGAAAAGAUUGCACAUAGACAGACUCGUUCGGCCAGGGGUGCUCGAGGAAAUUCGCAUGGACGUUUCCUGGGAGGAGUACGGCCCGAGAUUGUUGGAUCAAUGCGCUUUCAACAUCGCCUGCCUCGCCACCGUGAAGGACACGAACUUCGAGUACUUCGCGCAGGACGACUUCCGCGUUAGGAAGCCCGACAUAAAAAUCACGUUGCAUAACGAAGCAGUCGUCGGUCAGACUCUCCACGCUUCGGCCAAGUUCCGCAAUCCGUUGCCGAUUCCUUUGAGGAAAGGUAGAUUCCUUAUCGAAGGGCCCGGUCUGGAUGAGCAAUUGAAGCUGAAGCUAACGGAGCCGGUCGAGGUGGAUGCAGACGCGGAAUGCAGCUUCUCCAUGAUGCCGAAGUUAGACGGACGCGCCAGGAUAGCGGCGAAAUUUUACUCGAGGGAAUUAGAGGACGUCGAUGGACAUUCGCACAAUUUUAUAGUCAAAUUGGGGAAAGUAAUCAAUUCCGAGUGAUCGCAAUAUUUUCUACGAUACUUCAGGAAAUAAUAAUGCCGUUUUUUAUAUCUUUACUUUUAAUUUAUACUUACAUUUAUUGUGUGAUAAUGUAAUAAUAAUUUUUCGAUGUGGGAACAGCACAGCUAUCGUAAAAUCAUAAUUGUAAUUAUGAUUUAUUGCUCGAUGCCAAAAAGCUCGAAAGUGUAAUAGUUUACACGAAGUUUUGAAGAUAUGAAAUUAAUUUUUAAAUUGACUUUUUUUCGAAGGAAAAAAGCAUAAAAAUGCAUAAGUUAAGGGAGCAAAUGCAACAUUAUUUCCCAAAAAUUUGGUUUACAUCGUAGAAAGUGUCAAAUUGUGAGAAACGCUAUAUAUUUAUUUAUUGCAAGUCGAGUGCAAAACGUCGAAACUGCGCGUAUGAGCAGAGUAUGCGUGUGUGUGUGUGUGUAUGUGUGUCAAUUAGCGUGUCGAAUUAGCUGAGCUGAUAUGUACAUACAAUCAAAAUUAUUUUUAAUGUAUCGUCCUUUCUUUCAAUUAUCUUUACGAUAUAGUCAAUAUUAUGUCAGGGCUGCGUCCGGUUUACGCCGGUCUUGUCUGUUGCAAACCGGCCGCGGACCUAUGUUAUCUACGUGUUCAUAGAAUGUAAAAUCGCGCAACAUUUUGUACGUAAAGAAAAUAAUAUGUGUCUCAUUUUGUCA
Molecule: messenger RNA, 3655 nt
Organism: Vollenhovia emeryi
Lineage: Eukaryota; Metazoa; Arthropoda; Insecta; Hymenoptera; Formicidae
Gene: Tg
Product: annulin
Exons: 11
Coding region: 738-2978 (746 amino acids)
Biological process (GO): peptide cross-linking
Molecular function (GO): protein-glutamine gamma-glutamyltransferase activity
Source: RefSeq, a predicted model, not a curated record